GUGGCCCUGCGCGCCAGCAACGGCCGCUACGUCUGCACCAAGAGGAACGGGCAGCUGGCGGCCGUCAGCGACGCCGUGGGGGAGGACGAGGAGUUCACCCUGAAGCUGAUCAACCGGCCCAUGCUGGUGCUGCGGGGCGAGCACGGCUUCGUCUGCUACCACCGCGGCUCCAACCUGCUCGACUCCAACCGCUCCGUCUACGACGUCUUCCACGUCGGCUUCAGCGACGGCGCCUACCAGAUCCGAGGCCAGGGGGGCAAGUUCUGGUACGUGGCGAGCAGCGGGGCGGUCUGCAGCGACGGGGACCUCUCCGAGGAUUUCUUCUUCGAGUUCCGGGAGCGCGGGCGCGUGGCCAUCAAAGGGAAGAACGGGCGCUACCUGCGCGGGGACCCGGCCGGCACCCUGCGGGCCGACAGCGAGUCGGUGCUGCGGGCCACCCUCUGGGAGUACUGAGCCACUGGGCACCGGGUGGCUGGGGCAUUGGCACCACGGUGGUCCCGAGCCCGCCCUGCUCCUGGGACCAGGGUGGCCGGGAAAACCUGGGCAGGUGGAGGACGGCGGCAGAGCCGAUGGUGGCGUCGUCUGUGGCAGCUGUGUCCCCGACCCCCUCUCGACUCGUGGCAUUAAAGUGCGUCUGGAUUGCACCAGGGCCAGGCCUCUUCCUUCACCGCCCGCAGCAAGGGGGCAGUGGGUUGGGAUCCUGCC
This is a messenger RNA of Oxyura jamaicensis (ruddy duck), 705 nucleotides long. Its product is annotated as fascin-2-like. The transcript is spliced from 3 exons. The record is from RefSeq and is a predicted model, not a curated record. Gene Ontology annotation, molecular function: protein-macromolecule adaptor activity; actin filament binding. Lineage: Eukaryota; Metazoa; Chordata; Aves; Anseriformes; Anatidae. Bases 121 to 453 code for a protein of 110 amino acids.